Molecule: messenger RNA, 1248 nt
Organism: Ipomoea nil (Japanese morning glory)
Lineage: Eukaryota; Viridiplantae; Streptophyta; Magnoliopsida; Solanales; Convolvulaceae
Exons: 2
Coding region: 1-1248 (415 amino acids)
Source: RefSeq, a predicted model, not a curated record
AUGCUGAACGAACUCCGGGCAGAAUUCACUCGCUGGCAGAACGAGCACGCUGUAAGGCCUCCUACCGAUCAUACAGCCUCGUUAUUGAGGACACCCUUCACGGCGGAGAUCAUGGCUCAGCCUUACCCGCGCGAUUUGCGCAUCUCCAGGAAUAAGGAAUAUGAUGGGCGGACAGACCCAGAAGUUCAUGUCAAUACAUAUUAUGGCAACAUGUUGAUGAUGGGCGUAUCUGACGCCGUGAUGUGCAGGGCUUUCUAUUCCACGCUCACUGGUCGAGCGGCGAAAUGGUUCAGGACACUGCAACCGGGCUCUAUCUCUGAUUUCGCCAGUUUGGCGAUGAAGUUCAACCGGAAGUUUGUAACCUCCAAGGUUAUCCGGAAGCCUUACAUGUACCUCGAGAAGGCUAAACAGUUGGAGGGGGAAAGCUUGACCGAAUUCUUAGUCAAGUGGAAGGCGGCGGUCGGGGAGGUUGAACCUAUGGACGACCUAACGGCCAUUCACAUGUUGCACAUCUCCCUCCGGGCCGGUUAUCUGUACCAGGAUUUUAUACUCCAUCCGCCUGCCACUUAUGAAGAAGCCCUCCGUAGAGUGACGGAUUAUGCCAAUGCCGGUGAGGCAAAUGCCGUCAAGGGGUCACAAGAGGUCGGCAUAUCGUCCCGAAAGCCUUCCGGUCGGGCGGAUGAUCGGUCGGUUGAAGAUCAUCCCCGACCCCGAACCCGACUGGGAGAGUUCACGGCGUUAAACCGAUCUGCGGCGGAGGCCAUGCAAUAUGCCCAGUCCUGCAACCUCAUUCGUCUACCUCAACCCGGACCGGAUGGGAAGGAUAAGUCCAAAUAUUGCGCUUAUCAUCAGUGUGCUGGGCAUGACACGGAGGAGUGCACGCACUUAAAACAGCUGUUGGAAGACCUGCUUCAGUUGGGAAAAUUGGAUAAAUGUGUCGGCAAGAGAGAAGAGAACAAAGAGUGGGCGAGAGAAAAGAUCAUAGGCGGUUUGGAAGAUGCUUCCCAGGCUCGGGAAAGUUGCCCGGUCGCGAUCGUCGACUCCCGGGAAACUGGUAAGAGGCAAAAGAUGGAACCAAUUACCUUCUCUCUUGAAGACCAGCCGGAAAGCGGAGACAAUGGGAUGGAAGCCCUUGUUGUCACGAUUGAUAUCAUGGGAACUGAUGUCCAAAGAGUAAUGGUGGACAUCGGGAACAGUGUGAACGUCCUUUAUUUGGACGUGUUUGAGAAGCUAAAGUUGGACAAGUGA